AACUCCACCAUGAAAUUUACUUCACUCACCACCAUUGUCAUUUCUGCCACAACAAUGGCUGGAGUAGCUAUCGAAUCCGAAGACAUGACGGUAACACCCGUGGGCCAAUCCUGCGACUCCAAGUAUCCAGUGCAGUGCUCGGCGGACCCCAAAGGUUGGAACAACAAGAAUGAUUUCGGGUUUUACUGUAGCCCUACAGGCAUGAUCCUAUCAGUCACACCAUGCGACUGUAAAGACUGCUGUACCGUGAUUGAUGAUGGAAAUAAUUUCGUCUGUCAUCAUGAGCCUGGGCGUAAAGGACAUCUGUGAUGUAGAAUCAAUAUUAAUUACCUUGGUCGUACAAGGUCAC
Messenger RNA from Suillus bovinus, 349 nucleotides. RefSeq lists its product as uncharacterized. NCBI's taxonomy places the organism in Eukaryota, Fungi, Basidiomycota, Agaricomycetes, Boletales, Suillaceae. The record is from RefSeq and is a predicted model, not a curated record. The coding region runs from base 10 to 309 and encodes 99 amino acids. The transcript has 3 exons.